Messenger RNA from Argiope bruennichi, 1193 nucleotides. RefSeq names its product phenazine biosynthesis-like domain-containing protein. Gene Ontology annotation, molecular function: isomerase activity. Gene Ontology annotation, biological process: biosynthetic process. The transcript is spliced from 9 exons. Gene Ontology annotation, cellular component: cytoplasm. The coding region runs from base 152 to 1048 and encodes 298 amino acids. NCBI's taxonomy places the organism in Eukaryota, Metazoa, Arthropoda, Arachnida, Araneae, Araneidae. The record is from RefSeq and is a predicted model, not a curated record.
AUGAAUCUUGCACUUCGAAAGAUUUCGACUGCCCUUGAACUUGUUAUCUUUUCAAGAUGCAACGUCAAAAGUUGUCGUCAUUACUUAGAAUAUCAGAUGAAAUUUGCUUUCGGCGUCGCUUCAGAUCUGUCUUAGCUAUAACUUGAAAAUAAUGAAUAAGUUAGAGGAACGAAAAUUUUUCCCAAUCUACAUUGUGGAUGCUUUUACUGACCAUCCGUUUAGUGGGAAUCCUGCAGCUGUGUGCCUGAUACCGCCUGCUGAUGAUGUUGAAGAUGUUGUAAAACAAAAAAUUGCAGCUGAAAUGAAUCUUUCAGAGACUGCAUUUCCACAAGUUUUAAAUAGCACUGAUAACUUUCAAAAUGGUAAACGUUUUUCUCUAAGAUGGUUCACUCCAACUUGUGAAGUUCCUCUGUGUGGCCAUGCUACACUAGCCACUGCUGCAGUUUUGCUAAAAGAAUGUAAUAAUGAGUCCCAGGUUAUAGAAUUUGAAACUCUCCGUGGUAUUCUGAAAGCUGUAAAAGCCCCAAAUGAUAGAAUACAGAUUGAUUUACCUGCAUAUGAGUCAAAUCCUGUUAAUGGAAAAUAUGAAAAGCUAGUCAAGGUUGUUGCAAAAGAUUUACCUGUUGAAGAAGUUGUUUUAUCAUCAGACUUAAAAAAUCUCGUAAUUCGAUUAUGUGAUACAGUUACAAGAAAAGAAUUUGAAUCCUUUAAGACAAAUCCCACAGAACUUUUAUCAGCAGUGGAUGGUCUUAUUGGUGUGAUAGUGACUUUGAAAGCAUCAAGUGAAGAAUGGGUUGAUAGGGAUGGAAAUCGCUAUGACUUUGUUUCUCGGUAUUUUGCUCCUUGGGCUGGUGUGCCAGAAGAUCCUGUUACUGGCUCAGCUCAUAAUGUGCUUGCUCCAUAUUGGGCUAAAUACUUGCAGAAGAAUAAAUUUUAUGCUCGUCAGUGUUCUUGUCGUGGUGGAGAACUUCAUAUUGAGAUUCAGGGAGAUAGAGUUCUACUCAUUGGAGGUGCUGCUGUUGUAGUUAAAGGACAGAUACAUGUUUAGGGAAACAUCUAAAAAUUGUGAUUCAUCCAAGAAGAUAGAUUAUUUUUUAAACUCUUAACAACUUUAGCUGAAAAACAUCAAUAUCCUGUUGUAAAGAUAAUUGAAUGGUAUUUCAGACAUAAUAAAUCAUUCAGACAAAAACCCA